AUGACGAGGAUGACGAUGAUGAAAGGAGGGCGAUUGCGCGCUGAUCGAAUUAAACUGACGGGAAAAAGAAAACAGAAAGCCGAAAAGAAAGAGAGAGAGAGGGUAACAAGAGAGGACAAAGGGGAACCUGCUCUAGCAAUUGGAAUAUCAACUAAAGAAGCCUCACAGAUGAUAAAUGAGCAUUGUUCACUUUCUUCAAGGACUGCAACUCUGCUUCAAGAACCACAAGCUUCCUCUGAAGCUCCACCAUCUUCCUCUGAAGCUCCGCCAUUGAUGGCCAUUGACAACCUCCACCACCACCUCCUGUUUGCGGCAGCGAAAGACGCGUACGACGAGAGUUCAACGCACAACAAGGUGGCCAUUGACAACCUCCACCGCCACCUCUUGUUCGCGGCAGCGAAUGACGCGUACGACGUGAGUUCAACGCACAUCAAGGUGCCUCUUCACAAUUUGGUUUUGUUGGAUGAUAGCUCCUGCAAAAAUUUUUUAGCUAUACAUGAUGUGGUUGGUUUCUACAAGGAGAACACGUCGACACGUUCAACUCGCUCGGCUUUAAGGUGUACGUAG
Striga asiatica is the source of this 567-nucleotide messenger RNA. NCBI's taxonomy places the organism in Eukaryota, Viridiplantae, Streptophyta, Magnoliopsida, Lamiales, Orobanchaceae. The record is from the annotation of a GenBank genome assembly.